Messenger RNA from Harpegnathos saltator (Jerdon's jumping ant), 935 nucleotides. RefSeq lists its product as uncharacterized. Lineage: Eukaryota; Metazoa; Arthropoda; Insecta; Hymenoptera; Formicidae. Gene Ontology annotation, biological process: detection of chemical stimulus involved in sensory perception of smell; sensory perception of smell. Gene Ontology annotation, cellular component: plasma membrane. The coding region runs from base 103 to 834 and encodes 243 amino acids. Gene Ontology annotation, molecular function: odorant binding; olfactory receptor activity. The record is from RefSeq and is a predicted model, not a curated record. The transcript has 7 exons.
GCGAAACGUUAUACAAUUAAUAUUUUAUUGGUGACCGUAUGCAGUCUUGCCGUUAUUAUUGUCCAGCCAUUCUGGCCGUACAUUUAUAAUGUCCUACCGUUUAUGAACGGUUCUCGAUCAUGCUGUACCCUGCCGAUUGUAACUGAAUAUUUUAUCGAUCAAGAAAAAUAUUUCUACAUCAUUAUAUUACAUAUGGACGUAGCUUUUUGUAUAGGAGCGAUUGCAAUGAUAGGGACAGGAACAUGGCUAGUAGUAUCUCUUAAACAUGCCUGCAGUAUAUUCAAGAUUGCCAGUUACCGUAUCGAACUAGCAAUAGCAAAUAAUUGUUUCAUUAAUAACGAUCUGGAAGACAAGAUUACGAUUUAUGAAAGGAUAACUUACGCGGUAGACAUUCAUUGCAAAGCUAUGCAGUUCGCAAAAAAUGUAAUAACUAGUUUUGACAGUACAUUCUUUUUUUUAAUCGUGGUUGGUGUAGCUUCCUUAAGUUUUAAUCUUUUUCGCGUUUUUCAGGUAAUGUCAUCUGGAAACGAUAUGGAGGAAAUGAUAUUACGUCUCCUUACAGGGAUGAUCAUUAUUAUAUAUAUGUUUUUAGCCAACUAUGCCGGACAGGAAAUUACUGAUCAUAAUGAUUACAUAUAUCUUACAGCGUACAACGUUUGUUGGUACAUAGCACCUUUACAUGUGCAGAAACUGAUAUUAUUUCUGUUGCAAAGGGGCAGUAAAACAUUCAGCCUGACAGUAGGAGGCUUGUUUGCAGCAUCCUUGGAGUGUUUUGCUUCGUUGGCGAGUGCGUCGGUAUCAUACUUUACCGUUAUGUAUUCCACGCAGCAGUAAUAUAGUUACCAUUCAAUAUUGUAAUAUAGUAGGUAAACGUUGAAAAAACAUUUGUAGUUUCUUUGUAUGAAAGCAAAAGUUGAAUAAACUUACCAGAUAUA